This is a messenger RNA of Sorex araneus (European shrew), 2840 nucleotides long. It is a transcript of the gene LOXL2, whose product is annotated as lysyl oxidase like 2. Lineage: Eukaryota; Metazoa; Chordata; Mammalia; Eulipotyphla; Soricidae. Bases 206 to 2527 code for a protein of 773 amino acids. Gene Ontology annotation, cellular component: membrane. The transcript is spliced from 14 exons. Gene Ontology annotation, biological process: peptidyl-lysine oxidation. The record is from RefSeq and is a predicted model, not a curated record. Gene Ontology annotation, molecular function: copper ion binding; protein-lysine 6-oxidase activity.
UCCCCUUAAAAGUCCCGGGAAACGACGGCGCGCUCCUGCCGCGGCUUCCGAAGCUGGAGCUCGCUUCCUCGGGCCGGCGGGUCUGCGCGGACCGCAGAGAGGGGCGCCGGGGACCCCCAGCCCUGCUGCCAAGACCCGCCUGCCCGUUGUCCUUCCCGGGUGCCACCCGGGGCUGCUCCUGGGCUCCCGCUGCCCGAGGGCCGGGAUGGAGAGGCGUGGAGGCGCCUGCCUGGGCAGCUGCCUGGCUGUGCUCUCCCUCCUUCCCUCCCUGAGCCUGGCCCAGUACGAGAUCUGGCCCCACUACCCCGAGUACUUCCAGCAGCCCGAGCCCGAGUACCACCGGCCGCAGGUGCCCGCCGACACCGUCAAGAUCCAGCUGCGCCUGGCGGGGCAGAAGCGGAAGCACAGCGAGGGCCGCGUGGAGGUGUACUACGACGGGCAGUGGGGCACCGUGUGCGACGACGACUUCUCCAUCCACGCCGCCCACGUCGUCUGCCGAGAGCUGGGCUACGUGGAGGCCAAGGCCUGGACGGCCAGCUCCUCCUACGGCAAGGGUGAAGGGCCCAUCUGGUUGGACAAUGUCCACUGCACCGGCAGAGAGCCCACCCUGGCUGCCUGCACCUCCAACGGCUGGGGUGUCACUGACUGCAAGCACACAGAAGAUGUGGGCGUGGUGUGCAGUGACAAAAGGAUUCCCGGGUUCAAGUUUGACAAUUCCGUCAUCAACCAGAUCGAGAGCCUGAACAUCCAGGUGGAGGACAUCCGGAUCCGAGCCAUCCUGUCCACCUACCGCCGGCGCACGCCCGUGACGGAGGGCUACGUGGAGGUGAAGGACGGCAAGGCCUGGAGGCAGGUCUGCGACGAGCACUGGACCACCAGGAACUCUCGCGUGGUCUGCGGCAUGUUUGGCUUCCCCGGGGAGAAGACGUACAAUGCCAAAGUGUACAAAAUGUUUGCUGCCCGGAAGAAGCCGCGCUACUGGCCCUUCUCCAUGAACUGCACCGGCACGGAGGCCCACAUCUCCAGCUGCAAGCUGGGGCCCCAGGUGUCCCGGGACCCCGUGAAGAACGUCACGUGCGAGAAUGGGCUGCCGGCGGUGGUGAGCUGUGUGGCUGGCCAGGUCUUCAGCCCGGACGGACCCUCCAGGUUCCGGAAAGCCUACAAGCCUGAGCAACCCCUGGUUCGCCUGAGAGGCGGGGCCCACGUCGGGGAGGGCCGCGUGGAGGUGCUCAAGAACGGAGAGUGGGGGACCGUCUGCGACGACAAGUGGGACCUGGUCUCUGCCAGCGUGGUCUGCCGGGAGCUGGGCUUUGGCAGCGCCAAAGAGGCCAUCACCGGCUCGCGGCUGGGGCAAGGGAUAGGCCCCAUCCACCUCAAUGAGAUCGAGUGCACGGGCAGCGAGAAGUCCAUCACGGACUGCAAGUUCAACGCCGAGUCUCAGGGCUGCAACCACGAGGAAGACGCAGGGGUGCGGUGUAACGUCCCUGCCAUGGGCUUCCAGAAAAAGCUGCGCCUGAACGGGGGCCGUAACCCCUACGAGGGCCGGGUGGAAGUGCUGGCCGAGAGGAACGGGUCCCUCGUGUGGGGGGUCGUGUGUGGCGAGAACUGGGGCAUUGUGGAGGCCAUGGUGGUCUGCCGGCAGCUGGGCCUCGGGUUCGCCAGCAACGCCUUCCAGGAGACCUGGUACUGGCAGGGAAACAUCUACGCCAACAAAGUGGUCAUGAGCGGCGUGAAAUGCUCGGGCACGGAGCUGUCCCUGGCACACUGUCGGCACGACGAGGACGUGACCUGCCCCGAAGGGGGAGUGCAGUUCGGGGCUGGAGUCGCCUGCUCGGAAACCGCCCCCGACCUGGUCCUGAACGCGGAGAUGGUGCAGCAGACCACCUACCUGGAGGACCGGCCCAUGUUCAUGCUGCAGUGCGCCAUGGAGGAGAACUGCCUGUCGGCCUCCGCCGCCCGCACCAACCCCACCACGGGCUACCGCCGGCUUCUGCGCUUCUCCUCCCAGAUCCACAACAACGGCCAGUCUGACUUCCGGCCCAAGAACGGCCGCCACGCGUGGAUCUGGCAUGACUGCCACAGGCACUACCACAGCAUGGAAGUAUUCACCCACUAUGACCUGCUGAGCCUCAAUGGUACCAAGGUGGCCGAGGGCCACAAAGCCAGCUUCUGCCUGGAGGACACGGAGUGCGAAGGAGACAUCCAGAAGAGCUACGAGUGUGCCAACUUUGGCGAGCAGGGCAUCACCAUGGGCUGCUGGGACGUCUACCGCCACGACAUCGACUGCCAGUGGGUGGACAUCACGGAUGUGCCGCCUGGAGACUACAUCUUCCAGGUCAUUAUUAACCCCAACUACGAGGUAGCCGAGUCUGACUACAGCAACAACAUCAUGAAGUGCAGGACCCGUUACGACGGCCACCGCAUCUGGAUGUACAACUGCCACAUCGGCGGCUCCUUCAGUGAAGAGACGGAGAAAAAGUUUGACCACUUCAGCGGACUCCUAAACAACCAGCUGUCCCCAUGGUAGAGCCACCGCUCGGCCGCCACCGCCGGUGCCAGGGCCGUGCUGCCUCCUGGCCCCCGCCAGCCAGGGCAGCCUGCCCUGCACUCCCUGCACGGCCACGCACGGGGGGCGUGCGCUGCUGAGCCACGCGGAGGUGGGCUGUCCACGUGGCCGGGGCAGCCGUCCCGAGAGCAUCUCGUCCAGGACCCGGCACAGAGGUGGCCCUGGCGAGUCCCGUCCACGCCACGUCCGGCCCGAGGCUGAUGCCACUGACUCGGCCCCCACACUGGCAUCGGCGCCUCCCACCACGCCAGGGCGGUUGCCUCCAGCCCCGCCC